AUGGCGUACAACGACGAUGCUGUGCUGGCGAAGCUGUCAGCCUUAAAUGAGAGCCAUGACAGCAUUGCGACUGCGGCACAAUGGAUCAUGUUCCACAAACGGCAUGCAGAUCGCACAGUGCAGCUCUGGUUGCAACGCCUUCGCGAUUCAUCAAGUACCAAGAGGCUGAGUCUGAUUUACCUUGCAAACGAGGUUACCCAACAGUCAAAGGCUCGGCACAAGGAGGAUUUUCUCAUCGCUUUCUCUCCAGUCAUCGCCGAGGCGACGUCAUUGGCCUACAAGGGAGCACCGGCUGAGAUUCAAAACAAGCUCCGGAGAGUCAUCGAUGUAUGGAAAGACCGCUUCAUCUUCGAGCCGUCUGUGCAACAGGCCAUCGAAGCGCGCGUUGAUGAACUUGACAAGGCCCGUGGAACUGCAAAGACAACAUUCAACAGCCCCGGCUUAGGCGGUUUGUCUAUACCCCCUGAGCUCACUCCGCUCGUCGCCUCGUACCAGGACGUCUCAAAGCUCAACCUGCCCACUAAGACGGCCAUCAGCACAGCCAAUCAGGACUUCGAUAAGAUCACAGACCCCUCGAUACCUGUGCCGUCCGCCCCCGUCUACGCUGCACGCCUCAACGGGCUACUGAAAAGCCUGGCCAGUGCCGAGGGGGCUGUUGCAGAAUGUGUCAAGGCCCGAAAAGGACUCAUUGGCGAACUUGAGAAACUUCUCGGUGUAACCCAGGAGGCGCUGGCGAAUGACGAGAGACAGUACAGCGAAUUGACCUCGCGCAAAGCGGAGACUGAGGAGAAGAGACGCGAGAUCGAGCAAGCCAUCAUGCGCGGUCUGCCCGUCCAUGAGGCUUCUCGAUCCCCUGGCAACGGAGCAUCCAAGACACCAGAGCCGGAGAGACCAGAGGUGGAGGCACUCACUCCCCCGCCUAUCGAGGCUUUCACGCCUCCUUCUGUGGAGGCAUUGACCCCCCCACCUGUCCUUGAUGAGCCAGCCGCCCCUCGCCAUGCAGAUACAGACCGCGGACGCUCAGCUUCAAACUCGGGUUUCCAGCCUCCCGCCGCAUCUGGCAUUGAAAUGCUGUCCGCCCUUGCCUCUCAGUACCAGUCGAUCCCUGUCUCUGCCAACGGUGCGAACAAGAGGCGCCGGCUUGACGGAGAGGACUUUCCGGACCUUGGAGGCGAUGAUGGGAUUGAUGCUGACGUGGCCGAGAUGCUGCGCAAGGAGAGCAACGGCAGCGCUUGA
Messenger RNA from Colletotrichum graminicola M1.001, 1236 nucleotides. RefSeq lists its product as uncharacterized. Gene Ontology annotation, molecular function: RNA polymerase II C-terminal domain binding. NCBI's taxonomy places the organism in Eukaryota, Fungi, Ascomycota, Sordariomycetes, Glomerellales, Glomerellaceae. The record is from RefSeq and is a predicted model, not a curated record. Gene Ontology annotation, biological process: mRNA 3'-end processing. The transcript is spliced from 4 exons. The coding region runs from base 1 to 1236 and encodes 411 amino acids. Gene Ontology annotation, cellular component: RNA polymerase II, holoenzyme.